Trichomycterus rosablanca is the source of this 5274-nucleotide messenger RNA. RefSeq names its product zinc finger protein 628 (gene znf628). Gene Ontology annotation, cellular component: nucleus. NCBI's taxonomy places the organism in Eukaryota, Metazoa, Chordata, Actinopteri, Siluriformes, Trichomycteridae. Gene Ontology annotation, biological process: regulation of transcription by RNA polymerase II. The record is from RefSeq and is a predicted model, not a curated record. The transcript has 7 exons. Gene Ontology annotation, molecular function: RNA polymerase II transcription regulatory region sequence-specific DNA binding; DNA-binding transcription factor activity, RNA polymerase II-specific. Bases 341 to 4624 code for a protein of 1427 amino acids.
GCCGUUUGUUCUGAUGUAAUAAUACCAGGCGAGUACCGCGCAUCCUAAAUGUGCAGAAAUAGCGGAAAAACUGCGCCGCUUCACAAACCGAGAGACGCAGGAAUAUGGAAGCGGGGAGGCCGGCUGCUGAUCGGAAACAUAACAGCUCAGACGCGCGAUAAUAUCAGUAAAUAUUUAUUGAUACCAGAAUGAGAGGCUUCGAGACACUGGACGUUUGGAUGUUGUAAUGAAGAGUGGUCACAGCUCAGCAACAAAACUCCACCAAAAAUCUGCAAUGGCUGUCACAUGUGAGAAUCUGCUGGACAGUUAAGAACCUCACCUCCCUGUCUCUUCUGGUACAAUGGCCAACUCUGUUGCUUCUUUGGUAGUCCAAACAGAGCUCCUGCCCACACAGACCCCUUCAUCCCUCUCACCAUUCCCAUCACUCCUUAACCCAUCUGAAGAAGGGGAUACUGAUGGGGAGAAAGGUGCAGAGGAAGAGAAAGAAGCUUCAACAGUUGCUCUUACAGGUGUGGAGAUGGUGACGUCUUCAACAUCACCAGUGACGACUACUACUUCACAAAACCCAGAGCAUCCAUUUCAGUGCCUGGACUGUGGGAAGAGUUUUAAGUGGUCUUCCAGGCUGGCACAUCAUCAGCGUAGCCAUAACAAUGAACGGCCAUAUUGCUGUAACCUCUGCCCUAAGGCCUUUAAGGGGUCAUCUGCUUUGCUCUACCACCAGAGGUCUCAUUCAGGAGAAAAGCCUUACAAAUGUGAUGAUUGUGGCAAAGCAUUUAAACGUUCUUCUCUCCUACAGGUCCAUCGCAGUGUGCAUACAGGUCUGCGAACAUUUCAGUGUCCUUACUGCCCUCUCACCUUCAAGUGGAGCUCACACUACCAGUAUCAUCUGCGCCAACACACAGGCGAGAGCCCUUACCAGUGUGACAGGUGCCCCAAAGCCUUCAAAAACUCCAGCAGUCUGCGCAGACACAAGAACGUUCAUUUGGGCGUCAAACCCUACAUUUGUGUUGUUUGCAGUAAGGCUUUUAGCCAGUCCACCAACCUGAGGCAGCACAUGCGUAUACACACGGGCGAGAGGCCGUACGUCUGUGACGAGUGUGGCCGCAGCUUCACACACUCCUCCAACCUGGCACUUCAUCGCAACUCUCACACAGAGGGCAAGUCAAAGUGCGGGGUGAAACUGGCAAAGGUUGGAGCAGGGACGGACAUGGAGGUGGUGCUGCAGGGUGCAACUGUGGACGAUUUAAGGGGGGUUGAGAUGACCAUAUCAGACAUGGUGGGACUUGUAGGUGGGCAGGAAGGCGAGGUCGGGCAGGUUUUUUUGUCUCACCAUGUGGCCACAUCUUCUGUACCUUCUUUAACUAAAGCCCGUCAGAACGUGUUGACCGUCGCAGACUCGGAGCAAGUGCAGGUAAACAUGGACAUACCCACAGACACAGGAGCGAACGCACCGCUUUAUAGCUGCGGCAGUUGCAAUGAGACAUUUGGAACACAGGCGCACCUAGAGGAGCAUCAGGCCCUGCAUUUGCACAGUUUAGGGGCAGCAGAUGAAGUUACCACAGGGGAUAGCAUUGAUGCUCAAGGGGGUGGGGUUUCUCUGAUUGGGAUGGCUCCCUUGUUGGCGGACUUUGAGGAGGUGGUGGAGACCACAGAGUCAGAGAGCAAGCAGAGGACCGAGAUAUUGAGUUUGGGGGGUAUUGGGAGUGAAGCCGGACAGGCUCAGUAUGACCUGCUCCAGAGCUUUACCAGUUCUGUUGCCCAGAUCCCUUCAGACGACACAGAUUCAACAGUGGACACGUCUACAUCUACAGUGUCAGAGUGUGCCUACUGUAGCAAGCGCUUCAAGAACAACAGCUCACUGAGCAGACACAUGGCACAGGCACACCAUGUGGGUCAGUCCCAGUCUCAGUCCAGAUCUCAGUUCAGCUGCUCGGUGUGUGACCACUCUUUUUCCCUGCUCUCGACGUUACUCACCCACCAGCUCUCCCACACUGAGGAGCAGAGGAUGCUGGCUGAGGCAGAGGCUGAAAUUGUCUGCCCUCCUUCGCUGUCCCUUUCUCUUCCCCUGUCUUCCUCGCCUUCUGCCAAAGGCGGGGGGGAGGAUGGAGAGCAUGAAAGGGAGAUCCACGUUAGCCUUAUCGCCGUCACAGAGGAGAGAGAAAGGCAAGCUGCCAAGCUGAACACAGGGGCAUCAGGGAAGGUAGUAAGAAGAGGAGGAAACAAGAUCUCUGUUGCAAAUAAUGAGAGACCCUAUCGUUGCUUGGAAUGUGGGAAGUCAUUUAAGGGUUCAUCAGGCCUACGCUACCACAUGAGAGACCAUACAGGAGAGAAGCCGUAUCGCUGCACAGAGUGUGGAAAAAGCUUUAAGAGAUCAUCUCUACUGUCCAUACAUCAACGGGUGCACACUGGAGUACGAGCCUUCCAGUGCCCCUACUGCCCCCUGACCUUCAAGUGGAGCUCACACUACCAGUAUCACCUACGGCAGCACACUGGCGAACGGCCCUACGUGUGCCAGGAGUGUGGCAAGUCAUUCAAAAACACCAGUUGCUUACGUCGGCACAGCCAGCUGCACUCCGGCCUGCGGCCACACGCCUGCUCGGUGUGCGGAAAGGCCUUCUCACAGACCUCUAACCUAAAGCAGCACGAGCGCACACACUCUGGUGAGAGGCCCUUCCAGUGUGCACAGUGCCACAAGAGUUUCACACACUCCUCCAAUCUCCAGCUGCACCUGCGCACUCACUCCCUACGCAAAGACUUUAAGUGCAACUGCUGCGGAAAGGAGUUCGUCAUGCACUCCUACCUGCAGCGGCACCUGCGGACACACAACGUCAGCGGAGGAGCAGAGUCCAUAAAAGAUGCAGGAAAAGUCAACAAAAGCGUGAGCACGGCGUCUGAGACGACCACGCUGAAUCUGAAUAUGAAAGCAGCAGGUGGGCUCACCUCACUGUUUCCUGCUGAUGGGAAAUCCACCGUCAUACUCUCAUCAUCCAAUCUGGACAUUCCUCCAAACACUUCACAGAAUUAUUUCAUGAUCCAGACAACAGCAGGAUUGCAACUGAUUCCACUGUCCAAUCCAGUUCCCACACAGCCAGUUCCAACCCCUCCACCUCCACCACCUCCUCCGCCGCCGCCACAAGUGCCAUCCCAGAACUACUUGCUACUUCAGUGCCAGUCCAGCAAUGGCAGCCAGCCGAAUCUAAUACUUGUCCCCACUGCACCUGGUACAAACACAUCCUCCACACCUACUGUACAACAGCCCCUUAACAUAGUGCAAACCCUGCCAGCAGUGCAGCAGAUUCUAGCACCUGCCCCAACCCAGAUUCCACAGUUUCAACCACUUCAGACCCAGCAGAGAUUUGUUUUUACCAAUAAUAGUUCACCCAUUCUUACUGCCCCACCCCAAAAUGCACCAGCCAUUACCAGACCCAUUUUAGGAACGCUCAGCUCUGUCAGAAGCACUAGAACUAGGCGUGGGCGCAAACCCAAGGCCACAAGCCAGAAAUCUGGUUCACUUUUACAGACAGCGUCUCAAGAAACUCCCUCCACUGUUUUACCUAACUCAACUGCUACUACUGUUCUGCCUUCAACUUUUUCUGAGCAACAUAACAUUCAGGUUUCAACAUCUGCGUCACCUUUGAAUUCAGACAGCAUUUCUGGCACACCCUCUGACCCCACCUCAGUCACUGUAUCAGCAGUGACUCCAACUACAUCCCCAACAGACAAUCUCUCACCAAGUGAGCCUGGGAAGGAACCAGCUGCAGAAAUGCUUCCAGAAGCACUCUCAGGAAAGCGCUUUGUUCUGUGUCUUCAAAAAGAGACUGAGGAGAGGAAGCAUGGUGAUGGAAUGGAGGUAAAGGUGGAGAUGGAUGAUGGGGGUGAAGAAGGAAGGUCUUAUGUAUUACAUUUUGAAGGAGACAGUGAACAAAGGGAAGAAGAGAAUGAAGGGACAGGAGAGAAGUCAUAUGUUCUCCAGUUUAAGGUAGACAAAGAGAUUAAAGAAGAUGGUGGAAAAGAGAAAACUGGGAUGGUUUCUCUAAACUUGCUUCAAGAGUGGGGUGGAGAUAGAGAAGGUGAAAGAAUUGAAGGGAUGGGUGAAAGUGUUGGAGUGGAGGAAAAAUCGUUUGUUCUUCAUUUCCAAACAGAUGCUCCAAAUGAAGAUAUCUCAUCAAGCGUUGAUUACACUGAAGGGCAGAGUGAAGACCUGCAGUUUUCUUGCCACCCUGCUCAAGCUUUGAUGCCUCUUGACGGACAGGAGGUUGUAUUUGAAUUGGACAGUGGGGGCAAAAUAGAUGAAGAAACAGGAAGUGGGGAAAAUGUUCAAAUGAUUGCACUAAUAGAAGGUGAAGGCAGCAGUUCUGAGACAGGGGAAGGUUUUACUAAUUCAGGGGGAGUCAUUAGCAGAGGAGGGGGCCAAAUGGAUGGAAUUUUUCAGUUAGAGAAUGGAGAACGGAUAGUUAUUAUUGAGGUAAGUACCAGUAGUUUAGGAGAAGGGGCAGAAAGAGUUUCGUUGGGAUUAAGGAACGAGCAGAAAGAAGAAGGUACAGGGCAAGAAAUAUCACAUGAGCAAAAGCUUCUGGAAACAGAGAGCGGACUAUCAGCUGGAGUGAAUGGGACUGAGGACUGAAGUCAACAUGGCUCUUACGUCAGACAAGUAUACUGCUUAAAAAGCACACGCUUGAUUUUACUAACCACUACAAACUACUAAAUUUACCAGCAAACUGCAUCUCGAAUAACACCAAUGUUAGUGAAUCCUUUUGUGGUCCAGGUGUCUUAAAAUAAUACGAAACAAGAAACCAAACAUGCUGUGGCAGACAGACACAUGAUGAAAUGGCAAAACAGAUGUUAGAUGCCAGUGCAAUGUUAGAUCACAUGUAUGAUCACCAGCCCCUAGGGGAAACUGUUUUGCAUACAUUAGAUAGAACCCAGGAGCCUUCAGUUUACUGACUGGACUGGAACACUGUCCAGUGCGGAUUUUCUCAGUGUUACCGAAUAGGCCAUUAAAUCCAGCCUAACUUUGACCAGAAUAAAGCAAUUAAUGAGGAUGGAUGAAUGAAUUAACAAAUCAUUUACUCAACUUCGAUUUCUAUUGUACAUAAAAAGGAUCUACCAAAAAGUAACUAAUGUUGGAUGAUUAUGAACUAAUGUACUGUCAUGUUGACAGGGAGAGUGUACGUUACACAAACUGUGAAUAUGUCUAUAGUUUUAGUUUCAUUAUACCUGUUAAUAGCAAAUAAUGUUCAAUAAAACAGUUGUCAAUGUCGUUUUUAAGCUAAA